This is a messenger RNA of Dermacentor andersoni, 2586 nucleotides long. RefSeq names its product zinc finger AN1-type doctor no (gene drn). The record is from RefSeq and is a predicted model, not a curated record. Lineage: Eukaryota; Metazoa; Arthropoda; Arachnida; Ixodida; Ixodidae. Gene Ontology annotation, molecular function: zinc ion binding; DNA binding.
AAUCUGCUGCUCAUCACGAAAGCUACGAAAGGCUGAGCAUUGUCCGCUCUGGCUGUGGGCUGUUGUUCAGCGAGCGGGAUGCAUCUUAUUUCAUGAACCGUGGAAGACAAAGAGCAGUGACUCCGACGACAUUGUCUGCGAGUGAUGCUGUUGUAGGCUGGACACUGUUUGGCUGUGAAAUCUCGUCGGAUAGUUGUCUAAUAUACGUGGUGGACGCCAUUUUCUCCUCGUCUCUCUGGUGGUGAAUGUGCACUUCUCCCACAAGGAAGCGUUCAUUAAACCAACCUUGUGGUUUCCUUCGGACUGUCUGUGGCUGCAACGGACUCUUCGUCGGCACCCUGUUGUUGGGAUAACGGUUCUGAGCCAACGUUAGGGGUGCAGGAACAGCAUAUUCCCCCUGUGCGGACGUGACUAGCGACGCUGGGUGGAAGAGGUACCAUGGAGCGAGACACUAAUCAGAUGUCGCAAAGUGGGGCCUUGUGCCGGUCUGGUUGUGGUUUUUAUGGCAGCCCAGCCACGGACGGUCUCUGUUCACAAUGCUACAAGGAUGCCCUGAAGCGCAAACAGGCAGCUGGUAGGGGCAGCCCAACAGUGUCAGGAGUGAUGUCUUCGCUUGGGCUUGCAGCUUCGUCGUCUUCUUCAACCAGCGAGAGUGCCUCUUCCGCCAGCGUCGUGGCAGUGUCUGACGCUGCCCUCAACACAGCUAGCCCCACAGUUCCUCCCGUCCUGGCCUCCACUUCCCAGGAUGCAGCCGUCAGCGAGGCCUGUUGCUUGUUGCAGAAGGCAGACCUGAACCUGGAUGCAUGUGGUGCAACAUCAAAAUCGGCAGAGAGUGUGACCUCUGAAACAGGCAGCCAGCAGGAUGACCAAAAGGACCAGAAGAAAAAGAAGAACCGGUGUCGGAUAUGCCGCAAAAAGGUCGGCCUCACGGGCUUCCAGUGUCGCUGCGGAGGCCUCUUCUGCAGCCUGCACAGAUAUUCCAACGAGCAUGACUGUACGUUUGACUAUAAAGAAAUGGGUGCUCAGGAGAUCCGAAAGAACAAUCCUGUGGUUGUCGGGGACAAGAUCCAGAAGAUUUGAGGGCCUGCACGUGUAGGGUGCUGCAUCCUUUUUUGGUCCGUGGGGGAGGGGUCGUGUGCUCACAAGGAGAGCAGAAGAAAAAAAAAAGCAUCACGCAAGCAAGAUUGCAGCCAAGUUUUUCUUUUCCUUUGAAACUUUGUGGCCCUCUUUCCUAGCCUGUCUUUUGACUUUUUCUCUUCCCUUACAUUGUCGUAUGCCAUUGCCACUUGCUGCUGCCAUUGCUGCCACCGUCAUGACAGCCACAUACUUUUCUUUCUUUUUAAAAAUAUUGUGAAUGUAAAGCACAUUUCGUUUUGUCAGUUUUCGCUAGUGCUGCUACUGCUUUUUCUACUCUCUGUCUCUCAUCCACUUGACAUGAUUUUAGCAGGAACAAAAGCAGACCAAGAAGUGUUAGGUACAUUUAAGAAAUUAAUAGUGUGCCCAGCCUCCGGUGCACUUAUUGUAAAGAUUUGUCUUCUCCUUUUCUCUCUGCAUGUCUUGCUUCUUCUUGUUUGUGUGAAAUAGGUGUGGUUUUCUUUUUAUUUGGAGUGAAUGCAUGUGUGUGCGUGUGUAUGUGUGUGUGACAGGACUGACUUGCCCUCAUGCCCCGUGCCCUGCCGUUGUGCUUACACUAGUGUGAACGUGUGUAGUUGGAUCAGCUUUUUUUUUUUCUUUAUCUUCGUGGGCACCAUUGAUGUGCAGGUGUCACUGCCUGUUCGAAAAAUAUUUGGCAGUACACUUCAGGAUUUUAGCUUUUUUUCCCCCUUCAUAGACCUGACUGGGUUGUCCCAGUGUGAUGUGUUGCAGUGAAAAGGUGUUGCACUGUUGUGUAAUGUUGGUGGCUCAUCCAUACUUUUACGUUCCCUGCUUGUUAAGUGAAAGUGGAAGCUACGCAUAGCGACCAGGGCUGCUGGAAGCCAGUGUUUCUUUUUUUUUUUUUUCACAGCUAGGCCGAGUGCAGAAAUUUUCCACAGCAUAAGUUUUUGGGCCUUUGUUUCUUCCCAAGUGGUGGUCUGUUCGAUGGAUUAGUCACAAAUGCAGACUUGCAUGUCACUGGUUAGCAGGGCUUGGAGGUUUAACGCAGAAGUGGCGAGCUUGUAGUAGCAAGCUGUCGAAAGAUGCAGAGUAUAUGAUUUAAAACGGCUGCUAAGAUGUUUUAUGCAGUUUUGGUAGCAAAGGUGUAAAGCAAGUCUUCGGGUACACUGCAAUUUUUUUUGUACACUGUGAACUGUGUGUUUUCUUCUGCAUGGUUUAUAGUCCGAAAGUCUUCUGACUGCUGUUUGACCUUGGCGGUACAAAGUUAGCACAGUAAAAUCUGCCUAUACUUUUUGUGUGUGUGUGUGUGUGGUGUGAGCGCUGUUUUGGCGCUAUGGCCGGUCAUUCACUUGGUUAUUGGUAAAAUUAUACUGUGCAGUGGUAACUGUCGAAGUUGAGACUUGUUUCUUUUACUAGUAAUAGGCAGUGGUUACGGAAUGCGGAGACCACUUUGUAUUAUAUCUUCUUGUACAAAUAAACAUUUCGAAAUCA